Messenger RNA from Anguilla anguilla (European eel), 1940 nucleotides. RefSeq names its product sialic acid-binding Ig-like lectin 12. The transcript has 9 exons. NCBI's taxonomy places the organism in Eukaryota, Metazoa, Chordata, Actinopteri, Anguilliformes, Anguillidae. The coding region runs from base 65 to 1675 and encodes 536 amino acids. The record is from RefSeq and is a predicted model, not a curated record.
GCCGCCUUAUUUUCCCACGAGCCGCUCGUCUCCCAUCAUUGUUCAUUCGCCGCUUGCUGAGAAGAUGAAGGACGCGGUCUGCCUGUUCCUGUUAGUAUCUGCGACGGCGGUUGUGCUGUCUGCGGCUCUGGAAAUAUCUGUGCCGUCCGUCGUGACGGGGGAGGAGGGGCUCCCCCUCAACAUUCCCUGCAACUUCACCCCCCCGCCUCGGACAGACGGCCGACGCCUGGUCGGGACGUGGAGGAAAGAGGGGCUCAUCGUCGUGCACUUCUCCAUGGCCCAGAGCAUUCCCGGGGCGCGCUACGACGGGCGCCUGGGGCGCUGGAGGGAUUUCGCCUCCGGAGGGUGCUCGCUGGUGAUCAGAGUCGCGCGAACGGAGGACAGCGGGGAGUACACCAUCGCCGUGCAGGAGGACGGGCCAGAGCCUCGGCGGACGCGCACAGCAUCGGUGGCGGUCCGAGUGACCGCACGGCCCGGGCCAGGAAGCAUCCAGCAUGCCUGGCAGAAGCCAAAGCUCUCCCUGACCCCAGAGAGCGUUCGGGAAGGCGAGGCUCUCACUCUGACCUGCGCUGUGGAGAGCCACGCCCGGGGGAAGCUUUCCCUGCACAAGCUCGGAGAGCCCCGCCCGCUGAAGGAAGGGCUCGCUGCCCAGCUCACGCUCACCCUGCCCAAUGUCAGCAGAGAGGAUUCUGGGGAGUACAGCUGUGUGUUCCAGCAUGACAAGAACACAGGCACAUCAACCAUUCAGGUUUCGGUCAUGCCGGUUGUGCUGUCUGCAGCUUUGGAAAUAUCUGUGCCGUCCGUCGUGACGGGGGAGGAGGGGCUCCCCCUCAACAUCCCCUGCAACUUCACCCCCCCGCCUCGGACAGACGGCCGACGCCUGGUCGGGACGUGGAGGAAAGAGGGGCUCAUCGUCGUGCACUUCUCCAUGGGCCAGAGCAUUCCCGGGGCGCGCUACGACGGGCGCCUGGGGCGCUGGAGGGAUUUCUCCUCGGGACAGUGCUCGCUGGCGAUCAGAGCCGCGCGAACGGAGGACAGCGGGGAGUACACCAUCGCCGUGCAGGCCGCGCGAACGGAGGAAAGCGAGGAGUACACCGGUGCCGAGGACGGGCCAGAGCCUCGGCGGACGCGCACAGCAUCGGUGGCGGUCCGAGUGACCGCACGGCCCGGGCCAGGAAGCAUCCAGCAUGCCUGGCAGAAGCCAAAGCUCUCCCUGACCCCAGAGAGCGUUCGGGAAGGCGAGGCUCUCACUCUGACCUGCGCUGUGGAGAGCCACUCCCGGGGGAAGCUUUCCCUGCGCAAGCUCGGAGAGCCCCGCCCGCUGAAGGAAGGGCUCGCUGCCCAGCUCACGCUCACGCUCACCCUGCCCAAUGUCAGCAGAGGGGAUUCUGGGGAGUACAGCUGUGAGUUCCAGCAUGGCAAGAACACAGGCACAUCAACCAUUCAGGUUUCGGUCAUGCAAACGUUCAACAAACGCAACCUGGGGAUCAUCGUGGGAGUGUCCUUGAGCAUUGCCAUCAUCUUCCUCCUCUGUUGCAUCUACAUGGUACAUAAGAGGUUAAAAGGAAAGAAACAGAAACAAGAAAGAGAAGUGAACGAUCCUUACACCACACUGGACCACAAAACAAUGUCCCCUGAUUAUGACAUCAUAAGGAGGAUGACGGCAAACUCAUAAGAGUCUUGACCAGAGGCUGUAUGCCGCCCACACUAUCUUUGUGAUUUCUGCUUACUUUGUUUUAGGUUCUGUCGUGGCACAGUUUGAUUAUUUUGCGAAUAUUAAAGGGUGUCCCUAUUCCUUCCCUUUAAGCAAUGUUAGUUGUCACUUUAUCACUCAUUAUUAAGUUAUUUUUUUCAUUAUUUAUUACUUCGGUCAUCUGGCACUUUAACUGUGCAGGUUUAUAAUGUUGUCUAUAAUAAAAGACUCAAAAAAUAAGAAUAAA